GAACACAUUGCCAUCCAUCGAAACCAACGAUGUCCUCUUCUUCUGUCCCAUUCACUUUGUAACAUUAUCUUGGCAUAAUCUUUUUCUUUUCUUCUCUCUUCUCUUGCUUGGCUUCAACUUUGGCGUAUUAUGUUAUUCUCUGCUUUGGUCGCGGCUCUCGGCGCAACGGUCGCGAUUGCAGCAUCCACUCCGUACGUUCCUGGAAAAGCAUUGUGAGUACUCGUAACUGAUAACUCGCACCUUGGCAGCAAGUCUGAUACUUACUCACGGCUCUCAGUGACCGAUUUUUCACGAUAUGGCUCGAGAACCAGGACUAUGAUAGGGUUAUAAAGAAUUCAUAUAUGAAGGGGCUGGUCAAAGAGGGAAUCCUUCUUUCCAACUAUAUAGCCCAGACCCACCCCUCGCAACCCAACUAUAUUGCAAGUAUUGCUGGCGACUACUUUGGAUUGAACCACGACGAUGUGUAUGCAAUUUGUCUUUGAUGUAGCCAGAAAAACAGGUCCUAACCUACCUUAGAAUCCAUAUCCCGGAGAACAUAACGACCGUGGUCGACUUACUCGACUCGAGGGGUAUUUCGUGGAAGGGCUAUUUUGAAGGAAUUCCUGGUCCAGGCUACAUGAAUGCGGCCAGCACAGCAAAAGACGGAUCUGGCUGGGACUAUGUCAGUAAGCACAAGUAUGUGAUGAGCCGUUGCCAGGUUAUUUGUGCGCUUUAGAUUGGAACCAUGCCGCUGCUAACUUGGCCAGUCCUUUCGUCUCUUUUAACAGCAUUUCGUUCAAUGGCACGAGACUCGCAAACAUCCAAAGUUUCGCUGAUUUCGACGACGAUCUCAAGAAGAACGAGCUCCCACAAUUUGCGCACAUGAGUCCGAACAUGAUGAAUGAUGGACACAACACUACGCUGGAAUAUGCUGCAGUGUGUACCGAUACAUAUGUUCGAAGUCUCCUCAAAGACGAAGAAUUCAUGAAGAAUACCCUCCUUCUCGUUACAUACGACGAGAGCGAAACAUAUAGUCAACCAAACAAGAUUGUAUCGAUUUUACUGGGAGGAGCUAUUCCGAAGAAUAAGAAGGGUACAACAGAUGAGACAUUUUAUACACAUUACUCGAUCCUGUCAACCCUGCAGAACAAUUGGGAAUUACCAAACUUGGGUCGUUACGACGUUGGCGCCAACGUAUUCGACAUCGUCGCCCAAAAAACAGGUUACAAAAACCACCAUCCCUCCAGCGUCGCCCCCCUCAACAACUCUCUAUCCUACGCCGGCGCUCUCAAUAAUCUCCCCGACAAAUGGAAAGCCUACCCCACACCCAACAUGCAACUCAUCGGCGCAGGAGGAAAAGGCAUCGAGCGGACCACCAAACUCAACUGGGUGACCAGGGAGAAGGAUACCACACCCUACGAUGGCACCGGACAAGUCUUCGAUGGCGGAAAUGGCAUUUCCGAUCUCAACAUGCCGUUUUAUAAGGCUCAGGCUCCGGCACCUAAUAUUACGUAUCCGCCCCAUUAUGUGGUUGGGGGCAAGAAUUCUGCGGGCAGGUUACGGGGUUUUGGCGGGCGUUGGGGGGUUUUUGGAUGGGGUGUUUUGGGGGUUUGGGUUGUUUGUGUAUUUUGAUUGUUGGGUUGGAUGGGAUGAUACCAGUUUAUUGUUUCUUAUCAUGGGAAUAGACGAUUUUCUUUUUUUCUUGGAUUUUAAAAUGGAGUUUGGGGGUUUCUGGGCUUGUGGCUAGCUAGCUAUAGGCUAGGCUAUGUGAAUGAUAUUUGGGGGUUGUGAUAGUAGUACUACGUCUGAGAUCUAGUAGACUACAAGGAAAGAAAUGCGAAACUACGAAUGAGGUAGAUGACAUAACCAGACCCUCUUUGUGUAAUCCUGUCCCUCUGACUGCUUCUAGGAAUAGGUAUAACUUUAACCUCGAGAAGUAGCUAUAGUAUCCACCUCAAGUUCGCACUCUUCUAGGAGGAAUAUACCACCAAUACUGUACCUAUAAUAAUCCUUAUUUAGGUAAUUCUAAUCCGCGAC
Hymenoscyphus albidus is the source of this 2016-nucleotide messenger RNA. Lineage: Eukaryota; Fungi; Ascomycota; Leotiomycetes; Helotiales; Helotiaceae. The record is from the annotation of a GenBank genome assembly.